Messenger RNA from Mustela erminea (ermine), 3038 nucleotides. RefSeq names its product 7-dehydrocholesterol reductase (gene DHCR7). The record is from RefSeq and is a predicted model, not a curated record. The transcript has 9 exons. Gene Ontology annotation, cellular component: endoplasmic reticulum membrane. NCBI's taxonomy places the organism in Eukaryota, Metazoa, Chordata, Mammalia, Carnivora, Mustelidae. Gene Ontology annotation, biological process: cholesterol biosynthetic process; brassinosteroid biosynthetic process. Gene Ontology annotation, molecular function: 7-dehydrocholesterol reductase activity. The coding region runs from base 768 to 2195 and encodes 475 amino acids.
CCAGCAGAGCUCUCCCUGACACCCCCAGGUCAAACCGCUACUCACGCGCUCACCCUCUCCCACCCUGCCCGCUUCAGUCUUCUGCGCAGCACCUUCACCAUCUGAGCCUGAUUGAUUAUUGCUUAUUGAUUACUGCUCCCCUCCCCCGCCCCUAACAGACCCGACCCCUGGGAGCAGGGACGUUGUCCGUUCUGGGGGUUGCUGUGCACCCGGCGCCGGACACAUCAGACGCUCAGCAAGGGGCUGCUGCGCGCCUCGGAAGCCGCACCUGCGGAACGAGGGAAGGGGCGCAGCGGGGGCAGCUCGCUGGCGGCCACGGGGCGGGGGCAGCAGGCGUGCGGGGUCGCGCUCCCGCAGCCCCCAUCCGCGGGGCGGGCCCUCGCGGUCUGUCUCGCGCCCCAGCCCAGCGCAGCGGCGGGGUUGGUGGCCCGGAGUCAGCUCAGGGGGUGGGGCGAGGCGCGCGGCCAAUCGCGGGGCGCAGGGGGUGCCGGCCGCGCAGGGCCCGCCGCCGAUUGGUCGUCUGUCGCCCCACGUCAUUCUGGGGCGGGGCCUCGGGGCGGCCCCUCUAGGCGGCGGGGUUGGCCGCGGGCCUGGAGUCGGAGACCCGGUGGCUGCGGCGUCGCACGCACAGGACUUUGUUCAGUGGGUUGAGAAGGAUCAGGUGGGCCUUUGGAAUCCAAGGAGACUAGAGAUUGUAGAGUGGCCCAUCCAAGAAGAAACACUUCCAUUCGGCUGUGAAACGCUGGGACAGAACACUGGAGGGCCCGAUGGCUACAAAAUCCCUACAUGAUGCCCCCAAAACCAGGAGUCCGGGCAGCAUCGCCCACAGCAGGGCCGCGACUCAAGGGCAGUGGGGCCGUGCCUGGGAGGCGGACCGGUUCUCGCUGGCGAGCAUCGUCUGUCUGCUGCUCUUUGCUCCCUUCCUCGUGUACUACUUCGUCAUGGCGUGUGACCAGUACAGCUGCUCUCUGACGGCCCCCGUGCUGGACGUCGCCACCGGGCACGCUCGGCUCUCGGACAUCUGGGCCAGGACGCCGUCCGUGACGAAGGAAGCAGCCCAGCUCUACAUCCUGUGGGUCACGUUCCAGGUGCUUUUGUAUGUGGCCCUUCCUGACUUCUGCCACAAGUUCCUGCCGGGCUACGUGGGAGGCGUCCAGGAGGGCGCCGUGACCCCCGCAGGCGUGGUCAACAAGUACGAGAUCAACGGCCUGCAGGCCUGGCUCAUCACGCACCUUGUCUGGCUCGCGAACUCGCACUUCCUGUCCUGGUUCUCUCCGACCAUCAUCUUCGACAACUGGAUACCGCUGCUGUGGUGCGCCAACGGCCUCGGCUACGCCGUGUCCACCUUCGCCAUGAUCAAGGGCUACUUCUUCCCCACCUGUGCCGAAGACUGCAAAUUCACAGGCAAUUUCUUUUACAACUACAUGAUGGGCGUUGAGUUCAACCCCCGAAUUGGGAAGUGGUUCGACUUUAAGCUGUUCUUCAACGGACGCCCUGGGAUCGUGGCCUGGACCCUCAUCAACCUGUCGUUCGCGGCCAAGCAACGGGAGCUGCAUGGCCAGGUGACCAACGCCAUGGUCCUGGUCAACGUCCUGCAGGCCAUCUACGUGCUGGACUUCUUCUGGAACGAAGCCUGGUACCUGAAGACCAUCGACAUCUGCCACGACCACUUCGGGUGGUACCUGGGCUGGGGGGACUGCGUGUGGCUGCCUUACCUGUACACCCUGCAGGGCCUGUACCUGGUCUACCACCCAGUGCAGCUGUCCACCCCCUACGCCGCGGGUGUCCUGCUGCUCGGCCUGCUCGGCUACUACAUCUUCCGGAUGGCCAACCAUCAGAAGGACCUGUUCCGCCGCACGGACGGCCGCUGCCUGAUCUGGGGCAGGAAGCCCAAGGUCAUCGAGUGCGUGUACACGUCGGCCGACGGGCAGAAGCACCACAGCAAGCUGCUGGUGUCGGGCUUCUGGGGCGUGGCCCGCCACCUCAACUACACGGGUGACCUGAUGGGCAGCCUGGCGUACUGCCUGGCCUGCGGCGGCGGCCACCUGCUGCCCUACUUCUACGUCGUCUACAUGGCCGUCCUGCUGACGCACCGCUGCCUCCGGGACGAGCACCGCUGCGCCAACAAGUAUGGCCGCGACUGGGAGCGCUACACCGCCGCCGUGCCCCACCGCCUGCUGCCCGGGGUCUUCUGAGCCCCGGCCCCCGGGAGAAGCCCCAGGGGGCGUGAAGAGCCUGCCAGCCGGCUCUGCUGGGGCCCCCGGGGGCCUCCGGGCCCUCGUCGGAAGUGGCGAGAGCCUCGUGCUCGGCGUGUCCUCCUGUCGCCCCAGGGGCGGCCCGAGGCUCGAUGCCGACAGCCUGUGAUGACCGCGUCUCUCCUGUGUUCGGGGCCCGAGCGGCCGCACUGCCCAGACGCACCGGUGUCCGUCACGGCACAGACCUCUCCCGCUCGCUGCCACUUAUCCUCACAACGCGAGGGCGGACGUGGAUGCGAGCGGAGCCGCCGGUAGCCGUUUCUUGACUUCCGGCUGCAGACGCGCUCUUCCUCUUUCUGACCUGCCCUGCCACGGCGGGCCGGACCCCGCAGACGUCUCUCCUGGGCUGCGAGCCUGCUGUUAAGCUUGAAGGACUCUGCACGGAAGAGGGGGCCCUCUUUCCAGUUUCAGUGACGCUGCAUUCCCUGCUGCCCGUGGCUGCGGGGCUGCCGUGAGGAGACAGCCCCGACCGUGGCUCCCGGGGUCCGACCCUGUGAGAUCCAGCCGCCGGCCGGCCUGGGCCUGCCCACCCUCUGCAAGGGUUUCCUCCUGCUCGCUGGUGACCACCCACCUUGACUCUGGCGGUCCAGCACACUUGUGCGCCCUCCGGGGGUCAUCUCCAACAAGGUCUAAAUCCCAGCCUGGGGGAGGAGAUGCCUCUCAACUGAAUUUGUUUACACUGGGCAUUUGUGCUCCACCCUAGGAUUUUCUUGAAAGCUCUCUUUAAACAUCACUGCCUUAGUAGAUUUGAUCAUUCUUUAUACUAAACCUUCCCUGUUUAAA